Canariomyces notabilis is the source of this 1706-nucleotide messenger RNA. RefSeq names its product tyrosinase-like protein. The record is from RefSeq and is a predicted model, not a curated record. NCBI's taxonomy places the organism in Eukaryota, Fungi, Ascomycota, Sordariomycetes, Sordariales, Chaetomiaceae. Gene Ontology annotation, molecular function: oxidoreductase activity. Bases 235 to 1380 code for a protein of 381 amino acids. The transcript has 6 exons.
GGAUGGGUAAAAUUUUAUUCAAAUAGGUAGGUAUGCCCGUAACUUCCUUCUAGUGGUAUCUGAGCACCCGGAGUCUGUUGGUGGGCAGUAGGCCCUGCGGCCCGGCCCGAUCAUUAUUUCUGAGGUUCCCUGUUACGCCGCGUAUAAGAGUCAGAUGGUGCGCCAGCCAGAUACAGGUAGAGUUGCCUGCUGCUGCAGCAGAUUCCCCGGCAAGCUGCACUCUCGUCCUCGACAAUGAUGCUUCGUCAGGUAUUCACGGUCUGCCUGACCACGGUGCUAGGCAUACAUGCCAUCAGCAUACCCCAAUUCGAGCAGUUUGCCAUAGACUCAGGGUUGGCCGUAACCGGGCUCAACGGGAUUGCACUCGUGAACUCGGCGUCCAAGUUCGGCCAGUCAUGCAAUCCGAGCAAUGUCAAAGUCCGCCGUGAAUGGAGAACCCUUUCCAAAAGCCAGCGCAGGGAGUUCAUUGCGGCUGUCAAAUGCCUCGCAUCAUCCCUCAGCAUCCUGGCGCCAGGACAGGCUGCGGGAGCCAAAUCGCUGUUUGACGAUUUCGUCUUUGUGCACAUGAAUCAGACCAUGUUUAUCCAUAACACGGGCAACUUUCUCACUUGGCAUCGGUACUUCAUCCACGUCUACGAGCAAAAGCUGCAGGCAUGUGGCUACAGAGGUACUCUCCCUUACUGGGACUGGGGAUUCGACGCUGAGUCACCGCGCGACUCGCCAGUAUUUGAUGGAUCAGACACGUCUCUAGGCAGUGACGGUGAAUUCGUCCCGCACCCUGGAUUGGAGAUCCUCUUCCCUGGUGCAACGGAACCCAUCGUCCUAGCUCCCGGCACCGGGGGUGGUUGCGUCUUUGCCGGCCCCUUUGCCAACUUUACCAUCCGCCUCGGACCCAUCUCGCAGCCGGACCCAACAGCAGACAACUCUCGUUGUCUGAAGCGGGACAUGAACGCUGAUUCCAUCAAAAGAUUCGCCAGCUUCAGGAAUACCACAGACUUGAUCGUGCAGUCCCAGACGAUCCAGUCUUUCCAAACCACCAUGGAAGGCGACCCCCGGUUUGUCCCGGGCUCACUGGGAGUUCACGGAGGCGGCCAUUUUGCCAUUGGCGGUGAUCCUGGUUCAGACCCUUUCAUCUCUCCCGGUGACCCUGCGUUUUACUUGCACCACAGCCAGAUCGACCGCGUCUACUGGAUCUGGCAGAUGUUGGACUUUGAGAACCGCCAGGGUGUUUUCGGAACAAACUUUAUGCUCGAUCUCAUUCCCAGCGCAAAUACGACGGUUGACGACAUCAUCGACUUGUCGCCUUUGGCCGGCCCGAUCAAGAUUAAGGAGCUGAUGAACACCGUUAGCGGAUCGCCUCUUUGCUACGUUUAUCUCUGAGAGUCAAGUGCUUGCCAGCAAUUGAUGAGAUGAUGAUUCUCAGAACAUCCGACCAAAGUCGCGAGACGGCCCAUAUUGUGUGAAGUGGGAGAUAGAGGAAGUACUGGUUGCAUUAGACAUCAGUGAUGACGGAUGAAGCAGAGGUGCAGUGUUGUUGCACGCAAAAUCGUCCCCAAGGAAGGUGGUACAGUACAUACGACUUGGAAGUACAAGCCUGGGCCCAUGGUUGUGUUAAAAGCGGUAGUCGAGAGGAUGAUUUUUGCAUACAAAAGAUCGAGGCUACAUUAACAGAUGCCAGCACCUCUCAAAGUACCGUACCAAAGCCA